Molecule: messenger RNA, 1320 nt
Organism: Musca domestica (house fly)
Lineage: Eukaryota; Metazoa; Arthropoda; Insecta; Diptera; Muscidae
Product: putative gustatory receptor 58c
Exons: 3
Coding region: 1-1320 (439 amino acids)
Biological process (GO): sensory perception of taste
Cellular component (GO): membrane
Source: RefSeq, a predicted model, not a curated record
AUGUCUGCCUCGACACCAAGACACCAGUAUGCUCACAUUAUACGUUUCACUUCCGUGCGAGCUGUUCGAGUUAUGGUUGAAUUUUUAACGAUUUAUUACUACACCAGCCUGGUGGUGGGUUUGACAAAUUUACGCUACGAUGGCGGAACUCAAAUUGUCGAGCUCUACCAUUGGCCCACAAUUGUGUAUUCGGCGGUAUUGAAUCUGGUUUUCAUAAUGCUCCAACCCAUCUCCAUGUUACACUCCAGCCGGGUGUCCUUGAACUGUGACGAAUUCGGUGCCCUAGUGGUAAUAAAACUGCUAAGUGGCAUUGCAUACUUUUUGGCGUAUUUUUCGAUUAUGUGCAUGUCUUGGCUAAAACGGAAAAAAAUACAUCAGCUGUACUACAAAUAUUUGGCUCUGACUCGGCGCUAUUUCACCGAGACCAUGCUGUUGGAUAACUACGAAGCUGUGCAACGGGCCCAGCGUAUAUUUCUCAAGAAAUUCUGUUCAUCCGUGUGCAAGGCCAUUGUGGUCUAUGUGAAUAUCUAUCACUACUACACCGAGUCACCCUGUGAAUAUGUGAAGAGUUUACCCUAUGUGGCGAUAAGUUUGUACUAUGGCCUCCUGAAUGUGCAACAGCUGAUUGUGGAUGUAAAUGUGAUAUUGGGUCUGCUGCUCAUCGAUUUGUGUCUCAGCAUGUUGAGUCAUACCUUGGAGGAAAUCGAACGUGACAUUUGGCUAAUGGCCAAGGCGCGAAAGGUCCAAGAGAAUAUUUUUCUAAAAAAUCAACAGAUGUUACAUCGAAAAUGGCGUGGUAAUUUAAAUCGCACCGUGGAGGCUAUUGCCGCUGAGGUAAUGCAUCUGCAGAGCUUGACGCAUGAGCAUUUGGAUAUCUAUGAAAUUCCGGUGCUAUUUUUGUUGCUGGCCGUCUUCAUCAGUCUCAUUACCAUGAUGUUUAACAUCAUGGCCUAUGUUGCGGAUUUUGGAAAUGUUCAACCUUUGAAGUUGUCGUUUUACGUUUUUAUUUUGCUGGCGAACAUUAGCAAUGUCAUGAUAUUCUAUAACAUCUGUGAAUCGCUGCAGAGGACAUAUGCACGCAUGGUCAAUCAGGUUUAUCGUAUUGGAAUCUAUGCCUCACUGGGCAGUGGAGGUUAUGUGGAAAGGGAUACGUUGGUGUUGAGUUUGGAAAUGCUCCUAAUGCAGCUGCGCUAUCGUGAGUUCCGUGUGACUGUGUGUGGACUAUUUGAAAUUCGCAACCGAACCGGCAUGAUAAUGAUACAUAAAAUUGUCCUAAAUCUAAUGUAUCUCAUACAAAGUGUUGUGCAAAGUAUUGCCUAG